UUAUACGAAAGUAUCCAACGAAUGCAGACCGAAUAUUGAGUGAUUGUUUGAGGCGAAAGAACGUGUGAAAAUGACUGAAAAUUUCUCAUUGUAAUGCAUAAGAGUCUGGGCAGAUUAUAGAGGCAAAGAAGUGAAGUGCUAAACGUUACUUGUGACUAUUUAAAACAUUUUCAGUGAAGAGCGCAUGGAGAUACGCAUGCAAGAGACCUUUAAAGCAGCAAUGUAUCGAAAAGAUAUUUUAUGAAAAAAAAUUCUAUAAAAAAAUUAUACGUGCUAAGUAACUCUGCAAAAAGAGCAAAUAAAUUUUAAACAAAAACAUUAUACAACAACAAAUUAGAGACAAACUAUGUACGAGCGCAUAAAGAAAAAUUACGCAAACCCAAAGGUGGCAAACAGAGAAUCUUCAUAAUUUAACGCAACACAAAAAACACGCAACGCAGAGUCUAAAUGCAUAGAACAAAAGAAAAAAACAGAUAAAACAUUAAACAGCGAUAAAAAAUAAAUGAAUUGGUGCAAAUAUUUGCUUGACUUUUAAUGCUGACGUGCACUGUGUGGAAUUUAUAUUAAGAAAAAUCGUUAAAAAUAGACAAUUUGAAAACUGGAGGCGUGAGAAACGGACAUACCAAGCAGGAAAAAACUAAGAAAAUAAUAAACAAUUAAUAAAUAAAGAAUUGUGUACUCAAAUAGUAAUAUUAAAUGAAAAUAAAAAUAAAAAACACAACAAAAAUUUACGAAUUUAAGCAGUAAAUUAAAAAAAAAACUAUCAAAAAAUAAUAAAAAAAGUCAUAAAAAAUUAAGAACUGAAAAAAUCUUAACAAAUUCUUACUUAGCAAAGAACACAGUGGCAGAACUUGUGACGAAGACAACGGAAAUAAACUCGGCAGCACAAAAUAUAUGCCAGUGCGCUCUCGCUCUCAACAUUUCAAGCGCAUAGCAGAGCAAAAAGUAGAAAAGUCACAAAAAAUUGUACUUAAAUACGUAAACUCAUACGAAAUUCGACCAACGCGUACGGCGCGAAAUACUUCCAAAUUCUUGCAUCAUUUUCUGACGCUGCGCGAAAGACGUCAUCGUACUAUUGCCUAUUUUCUCCAAGCUGCUGGAGCGCGCAACUAUGCUACGUAUAUAAAAAAAAACAUCUAAAGACAAAAAAGGCAAAAAGCCGCAAAGAAAACGCGAAUAAAAGUGAGCUAGGCAGAGCGCCACAUCGUUAAAGUGUGAAAAAGCGUGUGCAAACACGCGAAAAUACUUUUCUGUAUCACUGAAAUUCUGUUCGCCAAGGCCUAGCAUCAAACAGUGCGCGCCACAUACACUACAUACAGACAUUACAAAGAAAAAAUCAUCAAUACAUACACAAUAUAUGUAAAAAUACAUUUACAUAUAUAUUUUAUUGCUUGCCGAACACUUUGCUGUGCUUGCGAACUUUGCCGAACACUAAUUCGAGUGGCCCACCGCGCACUCGCUGCCAUCUUCCGUUUGCCGGCACGGCCUUGUUCAUCCGCUUCAAGUUGACAAAAUUUCCCGGCAUCCGCUAUCUGUUGGCAGCGCCAAACAAGCUUUUCCUUUGCAGCCGUCUUCGUUUGUGCGAUUCGUGUGUGCGCAUCAACACACAUACACAUAUAUCUAGUGGGAAUUGGUCAUCGUUUGCGCCUUCGGCAACCUUCAAAGCAUCCGAAUCGACAACGGCAACAUCAUCGGCAUCAUAGACGUCUGCAGGCGCCAAAUUCUCGAUUCACAUCGAGCUAUAAUCGGACUUGUGGCCACCAUAGGCGAACAGUCUGCUGAAAUCCGUUGUUGUCGUCGUUCGCUCGUAGUUGAAAUUUGCGGCGAAAUAAUUUGUAAAAUUCGUUAUCCGUCCAUGCCAUGCGCGAUAAAAUCACACAACUAUUUUGCUUGCAAAAGAACGCAUGCAAAAAUAAUACAACAGAUAAUCGAGGACAUAAUGUGCCAAUUAAAGUCACGAGCAACGGGACAACGGGUGCCAAUGGGUCUUUUGGGGCAGAAGGGCCCGAAACAGAGACCGACUCAUCAGGGACCGGGGGGAUGCGGAAGUCGUUGGAGAGGAAGGGCUCAGCGCCGAACGACGCUGUUCACCUCCAGAGACGGGUGGGACUCUUCAGUGGGGUGGCUUUAAUUGUCGGGACCAUGAUAGGGUCUGGAAUAUUUGUGUCACCUUCAGGUCUACUAGUUCGUACUGGUUCCGUUGGUGUUAGCUUUAUUAUAUGGCUGGCCUGUGGUUUGCUCUCCUUGUUGGGCGCUCUGGCAUAUGCUGAAUUGGGUACGAUGAACACAUCGUCUGGCGCUGAGUGGGCAUAUUUUAUGGACGCAUUUGGUCCGGCUCCCGCAUUUUUAUUCUCAUGGGUAUCGACAUUGGUCCUGAAGCCAUCGCAAAUGGCUAUAAUUUGUCUCUCCUUUGCGCAGUAUGCAGUUGAGGCAUUCGUCACCGAAUGCGAUCCACCAACAUCGGUGGUAAAAAUGGUUGCACUGCUGGCAAUUGUUAUGAUACUGUUCGUGAAUUGUUAUAGUGUGAAUCUGGGCAUGGCUGUGCAGAAUAUAUUCACCGCUGCCAAAUUGGUUGCCGUCCUCAUAGUGAUCUGCGGCGGCGCCUGGAAACUAUUCCAAGGCAAUACACAACACCUGUCGAAUGCAUUUAGUGGCGACACACCCACCUUGGGCGCUGUGGCGACCGCUUUUUACACCGGCCUCUGGGCGUACGAUGGCUGGAAUAAUUUGAACUACGUCACCGAGGAAAUCAAGAAUCCAAGCAAGAAUUUGCCACGCUCCAUCAUGAUCGGUAUACCGUUGGUGACGCUGUGCUACGCGCUCAUCAAUAUAUCUUACUUGGCGGCGAUGUCACCCACCGAAAUGAUUGACUCAGAAGCCGUCGCCGUGACCUUCGGCAAUCGCAUACUGGGCGCUAUGGCUUGGUUAAUGCCGCUCAGCGUGACGGUGAGCACUUUUGGCAGCGCUAACGGUACACUCUUCGCGGCCGGACGUUUGUGUUUUGCCGCCAGCCGUGAGGGUCACUUAAUGGAUAUACUGUCGUACGUGCAUGUGCGUCGUCUAACACCGGCACCUGGCUUGAUUUUCCACUCACUCAUCGCUACCGCCAUGGUCUUGUACGGCACAAUCGGUUCAUUGAUUGACUUCUUCAGCUUCACCGCAUGGAUUUUCUAUGGCGGUGCUAUGUUGGCGCUGAUUGUAAUGCGUUUCACCAAACCCAACUAUCCAAGGCCAUACAAAGUGCCUAUCAUCAUUCCUGUUGUGGUGCUGGUGAUCUCAAUAUAUCUUGUGGUGGCGCCGAUUAUCGAUACACCACGGAUCGAAUACUUAUAUGCGUUGCUCUUCAUCUUGGGCGGCUUGAUAUUCUACGUGCCGUUCGUUAAGCUAGGCAUGACACCAAGAUUUAUGAACAAAGUGACGCUCUUCUUCCAGCUGCUGUUGGAAGUGGUGCCCACUUCAUCGAUGUUCGAAUAAGCAAUGGAACACAUUUCAUUAAUACCGGCUGAGACAAAAAAAACUAAAAAAAUGUGUUACAAAAGUAACACUAAAAAAAAAAUUAAAUUUAAAUCAUUCAAUGAAAAGUAAAGGAGAGACUAUCUAUUCAGGAUCUGAGAGAAUAAUGUACGUACGAAAUAAGUUAACUGUUUAAACUAAAUAAUAUAGCAGAGCAGUAGACACAAAUAUUCAACUAUGAAGCGUGUUGUAGUAAAGUAACAGAUUUACAAAAAAUUUUAAAAAUUAAAAGAAAAAAUUAUAAAAAUUAAAAAAAAAAACAAAAAUUUGAAAAAAAUUUAAAAAAAAAUAAAAAAAAAAUUUUAAUUAUAUAAAAUUAAAAAAAAAAACAAAAAUUAAAAAAAAAUAUAAGUGAAACGUACGCAUUACAAAAAGUUUCUGCUAAAGACCUACAUACAUACUAUAUUAUAUAUUUUUUAGCUGUAAGCUUAUUAGAAUCAUCAGAUUGUUGCCGAAACUUAGUAAAACGUUUACAAAACAAUGUUAUUGUUUCAAAACGUACAUUAAAUGUGCAAAAUGUAGCUUGAAGUGCUAUAAAAUAGUUGAUUAACUAGGUGCGUUGAUAUUAUUAGGAUUUAUAUGUAUAUUGAGGUACAUAGUACAUAAUAAGUAUGUGUACUCGCGAUUAUAAAAUUUUUUUUAGGAAUUUAUGUGAAUUGUAAGUUUUAUGACCUGACGUUUGAUAAAAGGCGGCUGAAGGCAGAGAAUAUUGAAUUUUCAUUAAAAUUGUGAAGAAAACAACAGCAAAAGCCAGUUCAAACAGCUGUUAUUUGAGUGAUGCUAUGACGUUUUAUAAAUAAUUUAAUGAAAUGUUUUUCUAAUAACAACCAAAAAGCUGAGUGAAAAAAUUUACUUGUUGAUAAAUUAUAUCUAACUGGUUCAAAAAACAGUUUAAAGAGAAGCAGUCAGUUGGAAAGCACGCAUUUGAGUGAAGUUAUGGCGUUUGCUAGUAAAUUGUUUGAGUUAUAAUCAUUACUAUAACAAGAACCAUUACUGAAAAAGUUUCUUUGCUGAGCGGCUUACUUGCUUAGCUGUGCAAUAAUCAAAUAAAUCAAUAAAGUUAACAACUAAACGCUUUUUCAUACUAUAAAUUUCGCUCACAAGUCGAUAUAAAUCAAAAUACUUACAUUGCUGCAAGCCAAAAGCUGCAUACAAAAAUUAAAAAUUUAAAGAAUAAAAAAUUGCUUCCAACUCAAAAAUUCAAUUCAAAAAUAUUCUUAAAUUAUAUAUUCAGCAUCAGCAUUAUGUCGCCCAUUAGCCUUCAGCUGUCAUCGUCAGCCAAAUUUCAUUGAAAAAAUCACAAUUUUAACGCAUAGCAAUAUUUUAAUUGGGUACAAGUAUAUGAAAAAAAAGCAAAAGCAAACGCAAAAAACAUUAAGUUAGACUAAAUUCGCUCUAUGUAUGUAUAUUUUAGAAUCGUUUAAAAAUCCUAAACGGAAAAAAUUGUGAAAACCAUGGGACUGCUGUAGGCAUUAAAUUGUUUAAAUAUUUAUUAUUUACUAAAAGGACAAUGGAAUUUAGAAUUAUAGAACUGCAAGUCUACUUACAUAGAAAUUGUUAUUGAACAUAACCUAUAAUGAAAAUUAAAACCAAAUAAAACCGCUUCAUACACAGCAAGCACGCUGAGCUAUAAAUUUAUUAGUUCAAAGCAAGCUUUUUAUAGUAAUUAACAAUAAAAACAUUUGCAUACAACUAAAAAAUUCAACAGCCAUCGCAAAUGCUGUGUAUAAAGCUAAAAAAAAAUACAUAAAAAACCAUUGCAACUACUCUAAUGUAAGGCGCAAAAAAAAGCAAAAUAAAAAUAGAAAAAUAAUCCCAGAAAAUCUCACAAAAUUAUUGCACACCGCUUACUACUACAUAUAUACAACUUGCUAUUUGUUUAGAAGUUCGUUUGGUAGUAUGCGUUAUGAAGCAAAUAAAAAUAAAUAAUAAAUUUAUAUUAUCAUUCUCAA
Messenger RNA from Bactrocera neohumeralis, 5465 nucleotides. It is a transcript of the gene sbm, whose product is annotated as b(0,+)-type amino acid transporter 1. Gene Ontology annotation, molecular function: L-amino acid transmembrane transporter activity. Gene Ontology annotation, biological process: amino acid transmembrane transport. The transcript has 8 exons. Gene Ontology annotation, cellular component: membrane. The coding region runs from base 1861 to 3474 and encodes 537 amino acids. NCBI's taxonomy places the organism in Eukaryota, Metazoa, Arthropoda, Insecta, Diptera, Tephritidae. The record is from RefSeq and is a predicted model, not a curated record.